This is a messenger RNA of Hevea brasiliensis (rubber tree), 1678 nucleotides long. Its product is annotated as mitochondrial adenine nucleotide transporter ADNT1. Gene Ontology annotation, biological process: transmembrane transport. The transcript is spliced from 8 exons. Bases 281 to 1345 code for a protein of 354 amino acids. The record is from RefSeq and is a predicted model, not a curated record. Lineage: Eukaryota; Viridiplantae; Streptophyta; Magnoliopsida; Malpighiales; Euphorbiaceae.
GACGCCCUAUUGUAAUCGUUUCCUUUUCUUCAGAAGACACAACACCCUGGCCAGCGGCACAGAGCAACGAUAAAACACCGUAUGACUAUAGUAACCUCGCCUGCGGGUUAGGGUUAUCAAUAAAUAACCUAAUUUUAUUAACGAUUAAAUAAUAUUCUCUUUCUCGCUAUCUCUCUCUCUCUCUCUCUCUCUCUCCGGCCAACGCCUCCAUCUCUCCAGUGAAUAAGAGCCGCCGGAAUAGCAGCAGACAACGCCGGAAGUUUGACUUAGGAUUCCGGCGAUGGCAUCAGAGGACGUGAAGACUGGAGACUCUGCAGUUUCGACGAUCGUGAAUCUGGCUGAGGAGGCGAAGCUAGCAAGAGAAGGGGUUAAGGCGCCAAGUUACGCCCUUCUCAGUAUAUCCAAGUCCUUAAUUGCUGGUGGAGUCGCUGGAGGAGUAUCACGUACUGCUGUUGCUCCCUUGGAAAGAUUAAAAAUUCUUCUCCAGGUUCAAAAUCCACACAGUAUAAAAUACAAUGGUACAAUUCAGGGCUUGAAAUACAUAUGGAGAACUGAAGGUUUCAGAGGAAUGUUUAAAGGCAAUGGCACUAAUUGUGCUCGCAUUAUUCCAAAUUCAGCAGUCAAGUUCUUUAGUUACGAGGAAGCAUCCAAACGCAUACUAUAUAUUUAUAGGCAGCAAACUGGAAAUGAUGAUGCUCAGCUUACUCCUCUUUUACGUCUUGGAGCUGGUGCAUGUGCUGGAAUUAUUGCCAUGUCUGCAACUUACCCAAUGGACAUGGUUCGGGGACGGCUAACUGUCCAGACAGAAAAGUCUCCUCGCCAGUACAAGGGAAUCUUUCAUGCUCUUACAACAGUCCUCAAGGAAGAAGGUCCUCGGGCUUUAUACAAAGGAUGGCUGCCUUCUGUCAUAGGAGUAAUACCAUAUGUGGGUCUAAACUUUGCUGUGUAUGAAUCCCUGAAAGACUGGUUACUCAAAUCCAAUCCUUUUGGACUAGUUCAAGACAAUGAGUUGGGAGUGACAACAAGGCUUGCAUGUGGAGCAGCUGCCGGAACUGUUGGCCAGACAGUUGCUUACCCUCUUGAUGUUAUACGGCGAAGAAUGCAAAUGGUAGGCUGGAAGGAUGCUGCUUCAGUUGUCAUUGGUGAUGGGAAGAGUAAAGCGCCUCUUGAAUAUGCUGGUAUGGUUGAUGCCUUCAGGAAAACAGUUCGGCAUGAGGGAUUUGGAGCACUGUAUAAAGGCUUGGUCCCCAAUUCAAUGAAGGUGGUCCCGUCCAUAGCAAUUGCAUUUGUGACGUAUGAGUUGGUGAAGGAAGUUCUUGGAGUUGAGGUGAGGGUAUCCGACUGAAGCAAGAGGAAUUCUAAGAAACAUUUGAAAUUCUGUCGCAAGAGAAGAAAGGAACAUUAGGAGGUGGUCAUUAGUUUAUCUCAUAUCCAGCUAGCGAGGAAUUUUAGAAGCCCAAAUUUAAUCCUUAUUAGUUCUUAGAUUUCUUUUCACAUCUGCUAAGGUAAUAAAGGAAGUAUUUGCGAGGAAGCGAUGCACUGUCAAAUAGAAUUUCAUGCUAAGGUAAUAAAGGAAGUGUGUGCAUUCCAAUAGGUUUCUAGAGAAUUAAAAUUUACGCUUUACCCACUUCUAUAUGUGAUUAUGACUACUUUAUCAAAUAGAAUUUCAUAUUUUUUA